Molecule: messenger RNA, 2442 nt
Organism: Aspergillus ochraceoroseus IBT 24754
Lineage: Eukaryota; Fungi; Ascomycota; Eurotiomycetes; Eurotiales; Aspergillaceae
Product: PDPK1 family serine/threonine-protein kinase
Exons: 2
Coding region: 1-2442 (813 amino acids)
Biological process (GO): peptidyl-serine phosphorylation; intracellular signal transduction
Molecular function (GO): protein serine/threonine kinase activity; ATP binding
Source: RefSeq, a predicted model, not a curated record
AUGGAUGGGGACCUCAGUCUUUCCCAGUCGUUGGGUGGUCUGCGUAUAGCGAACCCAGAUGAUGCGUCACUACAUUCGUCCGAGGAUGCCACGACUCCCGCGGCGAGUGCUGCUCCUACACCCUCGGUCGUACCGGAUUCGAAAUACGAACAUACAGUCUCCGACUUACCACCGAGUAGUUCGGUAUCGCCAUUCACUCCCGCAGACGAUCGCGACUCCGUCUACCCGUCGUAUCGCCCUGAUGUACAGCCGCAACCUACCUCGCAUUAUACCUCCCCCUUUACGUCUCAACCGCAACAUCCGGCCCCAUCGACUUCCUCGCGCCCCGUAUCGGCCUUAUUUGCAAAUGGCGCUGCCUCAGCAGCCGCUGUUCGAGAAGGAUCAUAUCGCAUCCGAACGGAUUCCGCCGCCUCGUCUGCCUCCGAAAGCAUAGCACGCACCGAGCGUGGCGGUUCCGCAGCACUCCAGGCUGGCGUUCCAAUCCGUGAUAAUAGCCACAGUGAUCGCUCUUAUAAAACAGCGCAGAUCCCACCUGCAAAUGGGGUGGCGGUAAUGCGUCAACCAUCUAGAGCGCGCGCCGCGGCUCCUCCGCAGCUUUCCGGAGCCCCGUAUGGAAUGGAAAACGGCCCGAUGACAAGUAGUGAAGAAUGGCAGGACCGUGGCGCUGCCGUUGCAGUUAGACAGGAGAUUGAUGCGAAUGGGAAGCCGGUCGCGCGAUACAUCAAGAAAGGGGUCCGGGAUUUCUCCUUUGGUCACACCCUCGGUGAAGGCUCUUAUAGUACCGUCGUACUUGGCACAGACCGACAAACGCUCAAAGAAUACGCAAUUAAGAUCCUCGAUAAACGUCACAUUAUCAAGGAGAAAAAGGUAAAGUAUGUAAAUAUUGAAAAGGACACACUUAAUCGGCUCACCGACCACCCCGGGAUUGUUCGGCUGUAUUAUACCUUCCAGGAUGAGCGCUCGCUCUACUUCGUCCUGGAUCUUUGCAAAGGGGGCGAGCUCCUCGGGGUCCUGAAGCGAAUGACCACCUUUGAUGAGGAGUGCACGAGGUUUUACGGUGCUCAGAUAUUGGAUACCAUUGACUACAUGCACAAAUGUGGAGUGAUCCAUCGUGAUCUCAAACCGGAGAAUGUUCUCCUGGAUAGCCAGAUGUAUGUUAAAAUUACCGACUUUGGCACCGCGAAGAUCCUCAAGAGUCAACCAUCGAAUUCAAACCAAGGCGGAAUCCCGUCGCUGGAUGCCGAUAUGCCCGAGGAAGAAAGGGCCAGCUCCUUUGUGGGUACCGCAGAGUAUGUCAGCCCCGAACUAUUAACGGACAAGAAUGCGUGCAAAGCGAGUGAUCUUUGGGCGUUUGGCUGCAUAAUUUAUCAGCUUAUAGCUGGUCGACCGCCAUUCAAAGCCGGGAACGAGUACCAAACGUUCCAAAAGAUCGUGGCGCUCGACUACGAGUUCCCUGUUGGCUUUCCUAGUAUCGCCCGUGACCUCGUUGAGCGCCUGCUCGUUCUUGAUCCGGCCCGUCGCCUUCCUAUCGAACAUAUCAAGAACCACGAAUUCUUUCAUGGAGUAUCCUGGGGCGCAGAGUUGUGGAAGCAAAAGGCACCGCGCCUGAAAGCUUACUCCCCGCCGCCUCGGGAACCCAUCAAACUCAACGGUGGUUCUAGUGGGGAGAGCUUUCCUCCGAGCAUUAGUACCGCACCAUCAAACAACGCUUCUUCUCGAGUGGUGCCUAGGCUGGUCACUGAAGUGCCCGCACCCAGCCAACUUGAUAUUGAGUGGUCCCCUGUUCUGACAAAAACCAACGAACGAAUCCUGAAAAUGGGCAACCUGGUCGUUGUGUCCUCCCCGCCCCCUCACAGUCCCGUGUCCAAGAAUGGAAGUGAAUAUGAAGCACCCAAAAAAUUCUCGCGGUUCUUUGGGGGUAGUACGACUAAAAAGCGGCAGCGGUUAGUCAUGGUCACUUCUUCUGGGCGCAUCAUCAUGGCUGCUGCUGGGGGAGACGAAAAGAAGGCGAAACUGGAGAUUUCUCUGCUUGCUCCAGGGACACAUUACCGCAGUUCCACGGAUGCAAAAGGGUCGUCGUGUUGGAUUGUGGAUACGCGUGACAAACAUUUUGUCUUUGAAGACCCGAAACCCUCUUCGAACAACCUGGGUGCAACUGCUUUAUCAGCGCAGGAAUGGCUGGAUACUUUAGAUAGAGCACGGGAGAUGGCACUGGCCCUUCAAAGCAGUGGGCCAUAUUCGGCUGACGAGGCAUUCCGUGACAUUUCGUCUGGAUUAUCGAGCCACGCCAAUACUCUCGACCAAAGCUCAGACACUGUACACGACGGAUCCUCCGGACGAGCUACUUUGGUUAAACACCAUGCGAACGAUUCCGAUUCUAUCAAGGGAAAGAAGCGUUUUAGUAGACGGCAUUCAAAGAACGGCCUGGCUGCAGUGUUUUAA